CACAUGUACCUACUAAGGCACAAACUCCAACCCCAAAGCAAUCCCUAUUCUUUUCUUCCUUCCUUCAGCAAUCCAUGGCCAAGAGUACUUUUCCGAGCCUUAUCUCGGUCUUUUUAACACUUCUCUUCUUCACAACCGUCGCCGUUGCAAAAAACCACCACAGCUUCUCAAGAACCUUAUCCCCACAAAAGCUGGGUCUGAAGAAAGAGAAGCUGAGCCACCUCCACUUCUACUUCCACGACAUCGUCAGCGGAAGAAAUCCCACAGCCAUCAGAGUCGCGGAGGCGAAUACGACAAACACUUCCAGGUCGCUUUUCGGUUCUGUGUUUAUGAUGGACGACCCGUUGACCACGGGUCCGGAGCAAAUCUCCAAGCUUGUGGGUAGAGCUCAAGGUAUAUAUGCUUCGGCAUCCCAAUCUGAGUUGGGUUUUCUAAUGGUUCUGAACUACGUUUUCUUGGAAGGGAAAUAUAAUGGAAGCACUCUUAGCAUAUUGGGCCACAAUGCUGUGUUUUCGGGAAUGAGGGAGAUGCCCAUCGUCGGAGGAAGUGGGCUUUUCAGGUUUGCCAGAGGCUAUGCUCAGGCCAGGACUCAUGAAGUUGAUCUCAAAUCUGGGGAUGCAGUUGUGGAAUAUAAUGUUUAUGUCCUCCAUUAUUGAUCAAAGUUUGUUUGCUCUGCUUCCAAGCAGAGUAUCUAAGAGUAUCUUUGCUUUGCCACUCUUAUUUUUAUGACCUUUUUUUUUUUUUUCUUUUUUUCCUGGGAUUUACAGGUUUAAAGAUAAUCCUUUGGAUCUGUAAAUUGCUAAAUUUAUAAUUUGACAAUUUCUCUGUGUGUGAUUACUGUUACCAUUGUUGGUAUUGUUAUAAUGUUUCUCUCUCUGUUUUUAUGCCUAUUUACCAUAAAGUCUUGUACGGACAAAACAGAUCUAAGAAAUGAUAUUGUGUUUUGCUAUUAAUUUAAGGGACGACAAAAAUGGUUCCAAAAGUGGUGGUGUGAUCCUAA
Messenger RNA from Ziziphus jujuba (common jujube), 1000 nucleotides. RefSeq names its product dirigent protein 22-like. The transcript has a single exon. The record is from RefSeq and is a predicted model, not a curated record. NCBI's taxonomy places the organism in Eukaryota, Viridiplantae, Streptophyta, Magnoliopsida, Rosales, Rhamnaceae. Bases 75 to 656 code for a protein of 193 amino acids.